Messenger RNA from Owenia fusiformis, 1698 nucleotides. The record is from the annotation of a GenBank genome assembly. NCBI's taxonomy places the organism in Eukaryota, Metazoa, Annelida, Polychaeta, Sabellida, Oweniidae.
AAUACCACGUGAUUUUUCUACUUAAAGUUACAAGUAUAGAAUAUUGACUACAGUGCUUCAAAGAGAUUCUAUUGAACACGAUCUGCAGUAACAAAAGUCGAAUGGAGUUAGGAAGUCUGGCGAUCGGAUUUUUACGGGUACAUUUUUGUAUUCAAUGUGCUCUUCAUAAUGUAGAUGGUCUUGGGUAUACUUACCAAUACGAUGCCCAAAUUGAGUCAACCGUAAAGGCAGAGGAUGUCGAUGGGUACCCAGACUCUACAUGGGACCAAAAUAACCCUAUGAAACAUAGAGAUCUAUGCCGUCAUUGGUGCAACUGCAACAGAGACUGUACCAGUGUGGACUUUAAUGAUGGAAAUGGUGAAUGCAAGUAUCAUCUUGGUAGUAUAGACUGGGACGGAUCAAACGGUGGAGAUAAGUGGAAGACUGGAGGAGGAAAUUAUCAUAUGAGGAAAAUGAAAAAUUGCGUUGACAACACCGAUUUAACAUUCGAUAGCCUACCAGACAGUGCUUUUGAAGCAAGUUCUGUCUAUACGGGGGACACAAUACAAGGACCUUACUAUGCUUACAAGAGCAGACUCUCGAAUCCCCAAGGCUGGUAUGCGGACGUAACUCAAACUGGAGAUGUAUGGAUUCAAGUCACAUUUAACGAAAUAAGGUUAGUAUCUGCCAUAGAAACCCUUGCAUCUGCCCAGAACUGCUCGACGUGUAUAGGUGAAGGAUGGAGUAAGAAAGUGAAUAUAUAUUAUAGAACAUCUUUACAACACAAAUGGAAGUCUUAUAUGAUGUAUGGAGUAUCGAUUGUAGAGGAGCUGGAUACUAACGGUGACGAUCAUAAAAUUGUGACCAAUAAUAUUCAGAUACCAUUUGAAGCUCUGCAAGUCAAAAUGGUCAUCAUCGAUCAUCAGGACUUCUACGGAACAAGAUGGGACAUGCGGACUUGUCAGUUUAAGCCUGAUCCAAAAGUGGGCUCGCAACAAUCAUCUUUAAGGCUAGGUAUGGAUCAAGCAGGGAACGUUUCACCGUCAGAGACUUUGUAUGUCCGUUCGCGUAUUCAGUGUAACAGCGAGUGCUCGAGAAGAGGACACCACGCCUUUAACUACCAGUACAACGUAGCAAAUGGGCAAAAACACCUUUGUGAAUGCAUUUACAACAAAUGUGCUCCCUUGGUAACAAGACAUGGAUUUCAAUAUUUUGAAAAGAAUGACUGAGAGAUAUGAUUUUAAUCAAGAAAUAUCUAACAUUGUCUAAGGCUUCUGUCUUCUGGCCAUUGUGACCCCUCCCUUACGCCUCACCUUUAUAUGUAUAAAUUGUUUGUAUUAUAUAUUUCGAAGUAAAGUACGGGGGGGGGGUUGACGCUUGAUUUUCCCGGAGAGGAUGACUAACUAUUAAUUAGGAAACAGGAAAAGAAUUUAUAUUUUCUGAGGACUGUGCUGAUGUUGAGAGUACAGCAGAUACUGUACAUCAGCAUCUUGAUCAAGAAAGUUUCAGUUUCUCCUACUUGUUAUGACACCUUGGAAGUGCAAGAUGGUGCAUCAGGGCAUGCCAUUUAUUCCAUUAAAACACCUUUUCAUGUAAUAAAUGCAAAUACCCAAAAGGCAAUCGUGAACAAACUAUAUUUAUUAACAUUAACAUAAAGACAUUAACAUAUCUUUCUUUUUGGAAAACCGAAUACGAACACUCAAUGAAUACCAAAUCAAU